AUGCAGCAGCCUUCAGCCCCACACCCGGGCACCCCUUUUGGCUCGGAGGAGGACCAGGCAACCAGGACUCUCGCCAGAUACAGGAGAUUUCCACCGUUGAACAGCACCCACUCCUAUUCCCCCACAUUCGUCCUGCUGGGAGUGCCUGGGCUGCAGUCCGCCCAUGCCUGGCUCUCCAUCCCCUUCUGCACGGGGUACCUGGUCGCCCUCCUGGGGAACUCCGCCAUCCUCUUCGUCGUGAAGACGGAGGCCAGCCUCCACCAGCCCAUGUUCUACUUCCUCUCGGUGCUCUCGGCCAUCGACCUGGGCCUCUCCACCUCCACCCUGCCCAAGAUGCUGGCCAUCUUCUGGUUCGGCCGCGGGGAGAUCAGCUUUGGGGCCUGCCUGGCCCAGAUGUUCUUCAUCCACACCUUCACGGGCAUGGAGUCGGUCGUCCUGACCUGCAUGGCCUUUGACAGGUACGUGGCCAUCUGCCACCCCUUGAGAUACGCCACCCUCUUGACCAAGAGCCGCGUCGCCUGGCUGUGCUCUGUAGUGGUGCUGAGAACUUUUAUCCUCGUGUUUCCCAUUGCGAUGCUGACACAGCGCUUGCCUUUCUGUAGUCCUCGGAUCAGUAUUGCCCACACUUACUGCGAGCACAUGGGCAUCGCCAAGCUGGCCUGUGCCGACAUCAGGGUGAAUAUGAUCUACAGCUUGUUUACCAUCUCCUUCCUCAUGCUGGACGUGGUCCUGGUUCUUUUGUCCUAUGUGCAAAUCCUCCGUGCGGUUUUCCGGCUUCCCUCCAAGGAGGCCCGGCUGAAGUCGCUGGGCACCUGCGGCUCCCACGUGGCCGUGAUUUUUGUGUUCUACACCCCAGCGUUCUUCUCCUUCCUCACCCACCGCUUUGGGCGGAACAUCCCCCACUACGCCCACAUCCUCAUCGCCAAUCUCUACGUGAUUCUUCCCCCAGUGUUCAACCCCAUCAUUUAUGGGGUGAGGACCAGAGAGAUCCGCAGAAGAAUAGCCCAAGCUCUAUGGCACAAAGAUCACAUUUUUUCUAGAUUCUCCUAA
Gekko japonicus is the source of this 1050-nucleotide messenger RNA. RefSeq names its product olfactory receptor 52E4-like. Gene Ontology annotation, cellular component: membrane. The coding region runs from base 1 to 1050 and encodes 349 amino acids. The record is from RefSeq and is a predicted model, not a curated record. Lineage: Eukaryota; Metazoa; Chordata; Lepidosauria; Squamata; Gekkonidae. The transcript is spliced from 2 exons. Gene Ontology annotation, molecular function: olfactory receptor activity; G protein-coupled receptor activity. Gene Ontology annotation, biological process: G protein-coupled receptor signaling pathway.